UGCCCGAGAGAGGGAAAGAGAUUAACUUCAAGGAAACCAGAAAAACAGAAUGGUGGCUACGACAGACAGCGCAGAAAAGUCCAAACCCAUCGCUGGAAGCAAGGUGUCCAAACCACUCAUGGAAAAGAAACGAAGAGCUCGCAUCAACAAGUGUUUGGACCAGUUAAAAUCUCUUCUGGAGAACUACUACAGCACUAGUAUUCGAAAGCGCAAACUGGAAAAGGCCGACAUCUUGGAGCUCACUGUGAAACACCUAAGGAACCUCCAAAAGAUCCAGAGCUGCACCGCUGCUUCGGAGUUUUCCGAUUUUCAAACUGGCUUCCGCGGUUGUCUGGCAAACGUCAACCAAUAUCUGCUGAUGGCAGACAGCUUGAACGGGAGCGACCGCUGGACGUUAUCGCAGCUUUCCAGCAAACUCAGCCACUCCCGGGGACAAGAAGAACUCUUCAGCACCAUGGACAGCGGCAUGGGUAAAGCUGAGACGCAGGAUGAGGUGCGGAGACUUCUCCCAUCGGCAGCCGGACCUGAGGAGAGAAAAACGGCCAUACCUAAAGCUUUGAAACCCAAAAGCACAAGCACGUCUCCUUUUUUACCGAGUGAAGACGCACGGCAGCCAUCUAGAAACAAACAUCCUAUUCUUGUUGCGUCGCCCACACAAAAUACUCAUGAAAAAAGUUGCAGUCACAAAACGUUUUACUCUGUCAGUCACAGGAAUGAAGUUGCAAACACUCAGCACAACGUGUGGCGACCUUGGUAGAGCUGAUAUAAAGCUGUAGAUAGCUUAUAGCUUGUUUAAAUGUUUUUAAUUUCACUGUAUAGAUUUUCACAAUAUGUUAUUUCCUAUAUACUAUAUGUUUUAUUUUCUAAAUAAAAUUUGCGAAAGUAAGAA
Molecule: messenger RNA, 889 nt
Organism: Dicentrarchus labrax (European seabass)
Lineage: Eukaryota; Metazoa; Chordata; Actinopteri; Moronidae
Gene: hes3
Product: hairy-related 3
Exons: 4
Coding region: 50-757 (235 amino acids)
Biological process (GO): anterior/posterior pattern specification; regulation of transcription by RNA polymerase II; regulation of neurogenesis
Cellular component (GO): nucleus
Molecular function (GO): protein dimerization activity; RNA polymerase II cis-regulatory region sequence-specific DNA binding; DNA-binding transcription factor activity, RNA polymerase II-specific
Source: RefSeq, a predicted model, not a curated record